UAUAGCGUCUGUUUCCCAAAACCUCAGAGCACCUCUGAAACGGAGGUGCAUAUUAACCGCGCGGAUUAGUUGUGCCGUAAGGUUUGGUCUAUUGUGACCCUGUGGAAAGUCCGGCAAUUUAGGAGGUGGCGGUGGGAAGAGGCAGGCUAGCGGAGAUUAUAUUGCCGGGGUUUGAGAAGGCCACGUGUUGCUGUCCGGGCGAAUGCAUUGGAGGCUCCGGUGCGAAACCCGGUGUAUCCGCGGCGGUGACAUUGUGAGAUAACGGCGCUUCCCGCCCGGCGUGCGUUCAAGUUGAGAUCUAACACGACCAGGCUGGUUUUUUUUGUCACUAUCAGAUCUGCUCUUCGUCCGACACCAUGAGCGAGUAUUUCUCCCUGUCCGAGUGUGACGUUAUCGGCUUUGAUUUGGACCACACGCUCUGUCGGUACCAUUUAAAGGAAACCUCCAGGCUCAUCUACGAGAGCUUCGCCAGGUACCUGGUGGAGCACAAGGGUUAUGACAAAGACCUGCUGACUCUGAGCCCGGCCACGUGGGAUUUCUGUUUUAAGGGCUUAGUGGUGGAUCUUGAAGAUGGAAACCUCAUUAAGCUGGCUCAAGAUGGAACUGUUCUAAGGGCUUCACAUGGGACCAGACACCUGAGCACUGAAGAGAUUAUUAAACAUUAUGGUCCUAAGAGAGAAUGGAAGCACUUUGAAAGCCUCAAUACCUCUUAUACCAGAUCAGCUAAGUACUAUUUUUAUGACAACUAUUUUGACCUUCCUGGGGCGCUCCUGUGUGCCAAGGUGGUGGAUAUGUUGCACAAGCGUGGGAGUGAGGUAACGGUGGAUUUAUGGAAAGAUAUGGUUGCUGCCAUAGACCACAAUUACAAUACAUCUGCAUUUAAAGAGGAUGCGGGCUGGUACUUCCCCAGCGUGAAGAGGGACCCGGCCAGGUACCUGCAGCCCUGCUCCGACUCCCUCAAGGCUUGGCUGCGCAGCAUGAAGAACGCAGGCAAGGUGCUGCUCCUCAUCACCAGCUCCCACAGUGACUAUUGCCGGCUGGUCUGCGAGCACAUUCUAGGGAGGGAUUUCGAGGAGCUGUUUGAUGUCAUCAUCACCAACGCCCUCAAGCCCGGUUUCUUCUCUCUGGUACCCCAGCAGAGACCUUUCCGGACCCUGGUGAACGAUGUGGAGGAGAGCGAGGGGCUUCCCUCCCUGGAGAAGCCGGGCUGGUACUCCCAGGGUAACUGGCCACAUCUCCAUGAGCUCCUGAAGACCAUGACAGGGAAGCCAGAGCCCAAGGUGGUCUACUUUGGGGACAGUAUGCGCUCAGACAUGUUCCCAGCCAGCAGCUACGGAAAGUGGGAGACGGUGAUGAUCGUAGAGGAGCUGGAAGGGGAAGGUGUUCAGCGCAACAUUGCUGCCAAACCUGCAGAACCACCGCUGGAACCUCUGGGGAAGAAGGUGAAGUAUGAGGAUCAGGGCAUGAAGACACCCUCGGCUGCGUCAGAGCAGUGGGGCUCCUACUUUGUGGACGCACACAGGAGCGAAAGCGGCGAAGACGAGGUGCCGAAGCUGACCUGGUGCUCCUACAGCAUCCACACGUACAGCACCGUGGCCAUCCCCAGCGUGGAGGCCAUCGCAGAUCUCCCACUGGAUUAUAAAUUCCCAAGAUUCUCCCCAGAUAAACCGACCACCACAGGCUACUUCCCAAGACCCCCUGAUUCACUACUGAAGAUGUAUGGAACUGUACCCUGAGGCCCGGCUGUAGCCGGCUGGGGUUGGGUGGGCUUGGGGAGGGGAGACCUUGCCAUGCCUGUAGUCUUUCAUGUGAACCAUCCAUCUCUGUAGAGCACAGGAAUCCUACACACCUCAGUGUAAACCAUGUGAAUGUAUUACACAGUACAUCCAGGGUCUGUGAACUUCAGUUCUUUUUUUUUCUAAACAUCUUUAAAUGUUAUUAUAUAAUGUGACUUGCUGAUGUACCUGUCAAAAUGUUCAGUAAAUGUUUUACAAUUGCUUUCCCUGAUCAAUAGGGAGGGAAGCCAUAGAAGACGAUAUGUAAAUUAGUAUAUUUGAUGGAAAGGCAGUAUUUAAGAUCUGGAGUUUAUGCUGGGUCAUUGGAAUCAAAAUCUGAAACUGCAGGGAAAUUCCUGUUAAGUUUUACUGCAACUACAUUGUGGUAGAAGUAAGUUCAUGUACUGUAUACUGUUUUGUUUGUACUGAAGUUUGAUUUGAUUUAAUUUGUUGUGAUUUUUUAAAAGCUUCUGUUGAUCUGAAAGUGUAAUUUAUCGAUCAGGCAUCCAUCCUCUACUCUACUCUACUGUAUUUUGUUCAGUAAAAUUUUAACAAUAGCUGUGUAACAUAAUGAAUGGAGUUCAGAUUAACUCAGUGCUAUGUUUUUGUCCUCUUCUAGAUAUUAGAAAAAUAUCAAACCGUAUUUUCCAUACAGUGAAACACUCUAUGUAGUGAAGUUUUUUCUUCUUUUUUUAUUUUUCAUUUUUAGAUACAAAGUUGGCAAUGCAGGAGAUACAAGGAUGAAGUGAAAUUUAAUUUGUGAGCAGUGUCAUUUUGGGCAUUGUUGUCACAUAGCACUGUCUUUUAAAAAAAAAAAAAAAAAAUGACGAUCUGUGGUCCAAACUCCCUGGAUAUAUUUUUAGAUGGUUUAGUUUCUCACUGAAUGCCAGAAAGCGUACGGUUAUCGCCAGUCCCGCUUCGUGUUUUGUUUUGGUGCAACAGUAAGAUGUUGUGUUGUUGAGUGAUUGUGUAUAAUGUGGAAUACUUGUGCUUUACAUGCAGUAUUUUGUGUGAGAACAUGCUUUAGGCCGACUACUGAAUGGAGACACUUUCAUUGUUUUACAUUGACAAAACUAGCCAUUAUAUAUUAGCAAGGACCCUGCAUUAAAAUUAUGUUUAUAUACUGUAAAUCAUUGUACAAUGGUACUGGCUCGCACUGUGUGACAUAAGUCAGUCAAAAUGUUUAUUCUUUUGGAUGUGUCUCUGUAUUUGGGAUGUUUCAAAAAAAUGGCUUUAGUUACUAUAAUCCUGAUACUUUAAAACAGCUUGAUUUUAAAACAUUUUGUACACCCAUUUUGCCUUAUGUCAUAAAAGUUUGUUGUACACGUCCUAGAAAUUGCAGG
This is a messenger RNA of Scleropages formosus (Asian bonytongue), 3118 nucleotides long. RefSeq names its product 5'-nucleotidase domain containing 1 (gene nt5dc1). Gene Ontology annotation, molecular function: 5'-nucleotidase activity. The record is from RefSeq and is a predicted model, not a curated record. NCBI's taxonomy places the organism in Eukaryota, Metazoa, Chordata, Actinopteri, Osteoglossiformes, Osteoglossidae. The transcript has 12 exons. Bases 357 to 1736 code for a protein of 459 amino acids.